AUGGCAUCAGUCUCAACAGCGAAUCUAUUUGAGGUCUCGGAAGACAAAGCCAGCUCAUUCUUGCUAGGAGCAGAAGACAGAAUCAAAGCAUUAGAACAAGAGUUGUUCAAUCUAAAGCAAUCGAGAUCAGUCUUCGAUGGAGUAUACAUGCCACUGAGGCAACCAGCAGGAUCAGCUGCAAAGCCAGCACAGUCUGAGAGGGCACCCGAACAGCAGAAGCCUCAGGCGGAGCCAGAGAAGGCCACUGAGAGCGUGCCGAGUUCAUCUACACCAGUAGUCACAAACCCAGUUCCAGAGCAUGUCCUACACCCAUGCAUCUAUCUAGGGAGCAACCUCCACACCCAACAUCUAUACAGUUGCCUCUUUCCUCCACCCUAA
Messenger RNA from Laetiporus sulphureus 93-53, 378 nucleotides. RefSeq lists its product as uncharacterized. The transcript has a single exon. NCBI's taxonomy places the organism in Eukaryota, Fungi, Basidiomycota, Agaricomycetes, Polyporales, Laetiporaceae. The coding region runs from base 1 to 378 and encodes 125 amino acids. The record is from RefSeq and is a predicted model, not a curated record.